CGACCUUUCCCCUCUGCGACAGUUUCCCGAGGUACCUAGUGUCUGAGCGGCACAGACGAGAUCUCGAUCGAAGGCGAGAUGGCGGACGUGCUAGAUCUUCACGAGGCUGGGGGCGAAGAUUUCGCCAUGGAUGAGGAUGGGGACGAGAGCAUUCACAAACUGAAAGAAAAAGCGAAGAAACGGAAGGGUCGCGGCUUUGGCUCUGAAGAGGGGUCCCGAGCGCGGAUGCGUGAGGAUUAUGACAGCGUGGAGCAGGAUGGCGAUGAACCCGGACCACAACGCUCUGUUGAAGGCUGGAUUCUUUUUGUCACUGGAGUCCAUGAGGAAGCCACUGAAGAAGACAUACACGACAAAUUCGCAGAAUAUGGGGAAAUUAAAAACAUUCACCUCAACCUCGACAGGCGAACAGGAUAUCUGAAGGGGUAUACUCUAGUUGAGUAUGAAACAUACAAGGAGGCCCAGGCUGCUAUGGAGGGACUCAAUGGCCAGGAUUUGAUGGGACAGCCCAUCAGCGUUGACUGGUGUUUUGUUCGGGGUCCACCAAAAGGCAAGAGGAGAGGAGGCCGAAGACGCAGCAGAAGUCCAGACCGGAGACGUCGCUGACAGGUCCUCUGUUGUCCAGGUGUUCUCUUCAAGAUUCCAUUUGACCAUGCAGUCUUGGACAAAUAGGACUGGGGUGGAACUUUCUGGUUUAUAUUUAAUCUCUUACCCUAUAUGCAUAGUAUUUGAGUUGCGAAUAAAUGUUCCAUUUUUGUUUUCUACA
Messenger RNA from Rhinopithecus roxellana (golden snub-nosed monkey), 763 nucleotides. It is a transcript of the gene RBM8A, whose product is annotated as RNA binding motif protein 8A. NCBI's taxonomy places the organism in Eukaryota, Metazoa, Chordata, Mammalia, Primates, Cercopithecidae. The transcript is spliced from 6 exons. Gene Ontology annotation, biological process: RNA splicing. Gene Ontology annotation, cellular component: cytoplasm; nucleus; exon-exon junction complex. The coding region runs from base 79 to 603 and encodes 174 amino acids. The record is from RefSeq and is a predicted model, not a curated record. Gene Ontology annotation, molecular function: mRNA binding.